AUGGCAGCUGAUGAAUGUAAUAUUCGAGUUGUUGCGCGUUUUCGUCCAUUGAACGAUGCUGAAGAACGUGCUGGCAGUAAAAGUGUUGUUAAGUUUCCAGCUGAUCAAGAAGAAACUGUUCUUAUUAGUGGAAAAGUUUAUAUAUUUGAUAAAGUAUUUCGCCCUGAUGCAACACAAGAAAAAGUUUAUAAUGAAGCUGCUAAAGAAAUUGUAAAAGAUGUACUUACUGGUUACAAUGGUACUAUAUUUGCUUAUGGACAAACAUCAAGUGGCAAAACUCAUACAAUGGAGGGUGUGAUGAAUAGUAAUGAUCAUCAGGGUAUUAUUCCACGAAUUGUGCAAGAUAUAUUUAAUCAUAUUUAUACAUUGGAUGCUAAUUUACAAUUUCAAAUAAAAGUUUCUUAUUUUGAAAUUUAUCUUGAUAAAAUUCGUGAUCUUCUUGAUGUAUCUAAAACAAAUUUAGCUGUACAUGAAGAUAAAAAUCGUGUUCCUUAUGUUAAAGGUGUUACAGAAAGAUUUGUUUCAUCACCUGAUGAAGUUUUUGAAAUUAUGGAAGAAGGAAAAAGCAAUCGACAUAUAGCUGUAACAAAUAUGAAUGAACAUAGUUCACGUUCACAUUCAGUUUUUCUUAUUCAUGUUAAACAAGAAAAUGUUGAAAAUGAAAAAAAAUUAACAGGAAAACUUUAUCUUGUUGAUUUAGCUGGUAGCGAAAAAGUUUCAAAAACUGGUGCCGAAGGUCAAGUACUGGAUGAAGCAAAAAAUAUCAAUAAAUCAUUAUCAGCACUUGGCAAUGUUAUUUCAGCAUUAGCUGAUGGAACAAAAUCUCAUGUACCUUAUCGUGAUUCAAAAUUAACACGUAUAUUACAAGAGUCUCUUGGAGGAAAUGCUCGUACAACAAUAAUUAUAUGUUGUUCACCAGCUAGUUAUAAUGAAUCCGAAACAAAAUCAACAUUAGAAUUUGGCAAAAGAGCGAAAUGUAUUAAGAAUUCAGUUACUGUUAAUGAAGAAUUAACAGCUGAAGAAUGGAAACGACGUUGGGAAAAAGAACGUGAAAAAGUAGCAAGAUUAAAAGGUCAAUUAAGUCGAGCCGAAAUGGAACUUGAACGAUGGCGAUGCGGUGAAACAGUUACAAAAGAUGAACAAAUUAAUUUACAAGAAGCUGAUGAAACACUUUCAACAACUCAAUCAAUGAUGUCACUUUCAACUGCUACUUCAUCAGUACUUAGUCCAGUAUCAUCAGUCACUACUACAUUGGCUGUUGGUAAUCCAUUAGGUGGUCUUGAUACUCGUUCAAUCAAUGUUGAUGAGUGGGAGAAAGAACGAAGUGCACUUUACCAACAACUUGAUGAAAAAGAUGAUGAAAUAAAUAAUUUGGCUCAAACUAUUGAACGAUUUAAAUUACAAACAAAUGAACAAGAUGAAUUAUUUAAUCAAGCUCGAAAAGAUAAUGAAAAUCUUCAAGCUGAAUUAAAUCGUUUACAACAAGAAAGUGAAUCAGCUAAAGAAGAAGUUAAAGAAGUAUUACAAGCACUUGAAGAACUUGCUGUUAAUUAUGAUCAAAAAACUCAAGAAGUUGAAACAAAAAGUAAAGAAAAUGAGACACUUGCACAAGAACUUGAUGUCAAAUUGUCUUCGUUAAAUGGUAUUCGUGAAGAAUUAGAAAGUCUUCGUGAAGCAUCACAACAACAUCGUAAACGUUUUUUUGAUAUGAUUCUUGUACUUUUACGUGAUGUUGGUGAUAUUGGUACGAUUGUGGGUGGACAAAUGAAUGAACAAAAGAAACCAACUAUUGAAAAUCUUGAUCAAGCUGAUGAAGAAUUUACAUUGGCACGUCUUUAUUUAAAUAAAUUAAAAACAGAAGCACGAAGUAUUAGUGCACGUUUAAGUGAACUUGAAUUAGAAAAAGUUGAUCAUCAAAAAGGAAUUGGAUUAAAAGAUAAAGAACUUGAUGAAUCUCAUCUUUUAAUUCAACAACACGAAGCUAAAAUGCGUUCAAUGCUUGAAUCAAUAAAAGAAUUAGAAGAGAAAAAACGUAUACUUGAGCAGACACAAGAUUUAUUAAAUGAAGAAUUAGUUAAACUUCGUGCACAAGGUCGAGUAGUUGGUUCAUCAUCUGAUAUUCAAAAAGAAUUAAGUCAACAAAUGGAACAAAUAAGUGAAGAACAUCAAAAACAAUUAACAACGUUACGUGAUGAAAUACGUACAAAAGAAACACAAAUGGAAGCAUUAAAAGAUUCAUUACAAAAAUUACAAUUAUCAUAUGAAAAAUUAUCUGGUGAUUAUGAAAAAUUGAAAAAAGAAGAAACAGAUAAAUCAAGUCGAUUACAAGAAAUGACUUUACAACAAGAACGUCGUGAACAAGCUAAACAAGAUUUAAAGGGUCUUGAAGAAACUGUUGCUAAAGAAUUACAAACAUUACAUAAUUUACGAAAAUUAUUUGUUCAAGAUUUACAAGCACGUCUUAAAAAGUCACAAAAACAACCUGAAACAGAAGAAGAUGAUCUUGGUGGUAGUGUAGCACAAAAACAAAAAAUCUCAUUUUUAGAAAAUAAUCUCGAUCAAUUAACAAAAGUUCAUAAACAACUUGUACGUGAAAAUGCUGAUCUUCGAUGUGAAUUACCAAAAUUAGAAAAACGUCUUAAAGCUACAAUGGAUCGUGUUAAAUCAUUAGAACAAGCAUUAAAAGAAGCAAAAGAAAGUGCUAUGAAAGAUCGUAAACGAUACCAAUGUGAAGUUGAUCGAAUUAAAGAAGCUGUAAGACAACGAAAUCUGGCUCGACGUACAAAUGCAGCUCAAAUAGUAAAACCUAUUCGAGCUGGUGUAAAUCCAUCAACUAAUACUUCAACACCUAUUCCAACAAUUCGUGGUAGUGGUGGUCAAUUAAUGGAUCAGUAA
This is a messenger RNA of Rotaria sp. Silwood2, 2895 nucleotides long. NCBI's taxonomy places the organism in Eukaryota, Metazoa, Rotifera, Eurotatoria, Philodinida, Philodinidae. The record is from the annotation of a GenBank genome assembly.